AUGCCUGUCAUGCCUAUCAACCGACACUCAGUCAAAGUUCCAAACGAGAUCUUUUUAGCCGAUCCCGAGUUUCAUAAAUCUUCCAAUGUAGACAUCUUAAUAGGGGCUGAAUAUUUCUUUGAUUUGCUUCUCAUGGGAAAAAGCAGGGCACCCAAUCAAACCGCAGUAUUACAGGAAACUGUGUUUGGAUGGAUUUUUUCGGGUCGGCACAAUAGUCCUCAAUUUUCAAAACAGCAGGCUCAAGCAAAAAAUAAAGUGGCAUGCAAUCUUAUGAAAUUUCACGACUUGCCCAUUUUAUGGGAGUUAAGGGAAGAAAGUUCCACAAAACUGCGGUCAGACGAAGAACAGGCAGCUGAAUCUCAUUUUUUACAGUCGACAAAGCGAUUAGGUUCCGGGCGAGAUGAAAAUUCUGAUCUCCAAACUCAAUACAUCGAUUGUGUUGAAGGCUAUUUGGGUGAAGGACAUAUGUCGCUUUUCAGCAACCAAGAGGCUUCUAGGCCCGGGUAUUAUCAUCCUCAUCACGCGGUAAUUAAGGAAGAUAGCCUGACGACAAAAACGCGAGUCGUUUUUGACGGUUCCGCGAAGACAUCGACCGGGGUGUCGCUUAAUGACAUGUUCAUGAUCGGUCCAACUAUUCAAGAUGAUUUAUUUUCAAUCGUCACUCGGUUUCGUUCUCAUCCUGUUGUAAUUACAGCGGACAUUCAACAAAUGUACCGACAAAUUCGCGUUACUGACAAUGAUCGGUUCUAUCAAAAGGUCUUAUGGCGAAAAAAUCAGGAUGAACCGAUUAAAACUUAUUCCUUGAAUACUGUUACAUUCGCAGACGAUGAAAAAGAUGCCUUUCCAGAGGCCACGAAAAUUCUCAAACGCGACUUUUACGUUGACGAUCUUCAAACUGGCGCGAAAACAAUCAACGAAGCUCGUCAACUUCGAGAUGAAUUAAUUAGGCUCUUGCAAAAAGGUGGAUUCAAUCUACGCAAAUGGGCUUCGAAUAAGCCAGAAUUAUCGCAAGACCUUUCAAGUGAAACUUCAAAUAAAUAUAUGUCGCUUGAACCUUCAGAUACGAUCAAGGCAUUAGGAAUUCAUUGGGGUCCUAAAUCCGAUUCAAUGUUAUAUUCGGUUAAUUUGUCUGACUCAAAUGAUCGCGCUACCAAGCGGUCUAUUCUCUCGCAGUGUUCGAAACUCUUUGACCCUCUAGGGUUGAUAGACCCCGUCAUUGUUGUAGGCAAAAUUAUAAUUCAACAGCUGUGGAAACAUCAGGUAGGAUGGGACGAUCAAGUUCCACCUGAGGUUCAUGAAAUGUGGUUAGAGUAUAAGAAGCAAUUACCUUUACUUAAUACUGUGAGAUACCAACGAUGUAUAGUUCUCAAUUCUUCGAUUGACAGCCAAUUGCAUGGUUUUUGCGACGCGAGCGAGAAGGCGUACGGUGCUUGUUUGUAUCUUCGUUCGACAGAUAAUCGCGGAAAUCACCAUUGUGAGCUCAUACGCUCUAAAUCACGCGUCGCUUCGCUCAAAACAAUGACCUUGCCAAAACUCGAGUUAUGCGCCGCCGCGCUACUCGUUCAGUUAUUUAAUUCUACGAUUCGCUCUCUUCAGAUAGACUUUUCGAAGAAGGUUUUUUGUUCAGAUUCAACCGUUGCGUUAAAUUGGAUAAAUUCUCCACCUCACAUGCUAUUAACUUUCGUAACUAAUCGAGUUUCCGAAAUUCAAGCAACGACUAAGCCUACAGACUGGCGACACGUUCCCACUCUCGAUAAUCCCGCGGAUUGUAUAUCGCGUGGUCAAGGUCCUCACGAUUUUUUAAAUAACACUCUUUGGACACACGGUCCGCAGUGGUUGAGUUGUCACGAAAACAAUUGGCCUCAAUUUGAUUUCAAGCUUUCAGAGGUCCCAGAAAAACGUUCACCAAAAACCGUGGUGUCGUUUACGAUUACUCAAGCAGGUAUUAAUAUUCUCAUAAAAUACAGCAACUUUAAAAAACUACAACGUGUCAUCGCGUAUUGCGUGAGAUUCAUCAGAAAUUUAAAGAUUAGAGUCAAGACUCCUAGACAAAUGGGUCCACUUUUACCAAACGAGCUCAAUUCAGCAUCACGCAUAAUAUUAAAAUGGACACAAUAUGAGGUUUUUUCUUCAGAAAUCCGGGCUUUAUCUAAAGGUAAACAAGUGGAUCAGAAAAGCAGUCUCUUCCGGUUGAAUCCAUUUUUAGACGAUGGUUUAAUUAGGGUCGGCGGAAGAUUAGAUCGGGCCCCGAUCCCUGAGUCCCAAAAACAUCCGAUUAUUCUCCCUAAAAAUCAUCACGUCACGAAAUUAAUAAUCCGGGUGGAACUUCUUAAAAAAUUACAUGCUGGAACGAAUGCAACAUUGUACGGAGUUCGAGAGACGUAUCAUUAA
Messenger RNA from Belonocnema kinseyi, 2391 nucleotides. RefSeq lists its product as uncharacterized. Bases 1 to 2391 code for a protein of 796 amino acids. The transcript has 3 exons. The record is from RefSeq and is a predicted model, not a curated record. NCBI's taxonomy places the organism in Eukaryota, Metazoa, Arthropoda, Insecta, Hymenoptera, Cynipidae.